AUGGGUGUAUCAAACAAGACUCCUGAGUUCCUGAAAAUGAAUCCUAUUGGAAAGAUUCCUGUACUUGAAACUCCCGAUGGCCCAAUAUUUGAAAGCAAUGCUAUUGCUCGAUAUGUUACACGGCUGAAGGUAGAUAACCCCCUGUAUGGCACUUCCUUGAUUGAUUAUGGCCGCAUUGAGCAAUGGAUUGACUUUGCCACUUCUGAGAUUGAUGUUAAUAUUGGGCGUUGGUUAUAUCCACGAAUUGGUAUAGCUGUAUACCUUCCUCCGUCCGAGGAGGCUGCAAUUGCUGCAUUGAAAAGGGCUCUGGGAGCAUUGAACACCCAUCUUGCUUUUAACACCUACUUGGUUGGUCAUGGCAUCACACUGGCUGACAUUAUUAUGACAUGUAACUUGAGUACUGGAUUUAGGGUUAUCAUGACUAAGAGCUUUACAUCAGAAUUCCCUCAUGUGGAGAGAUACUUCUGGACCAUGGUUAAUCAGCCAAAAUUUCACAAAAUAUUGGGUGAUCUGAAACAGACGGAAUCUGUUCCUCCCGUUGCAUCCAAGAAGCCUGCACAGACUAAUGAAUCUGCAAAACCCAAACCAAAGGAUGAACCAAAGAAAGAGGUGAACAAAGAAGUGAAGCCAAAAGAUGUAGCACCAGAGGAAGAAGAAGCUCCCAAGCCAAAGCCUAAGAAUCCUUUGGAUCUUUUACCUCCAAGUACUAUGAUUCUGGAUGAAUGGAAGAGGCUGUACUCUAACACCAAAACAAACUUCCGUGAGGUUGCCAUUAAAGGGUUCUGGGACAUGUUUGAUGCCGAGGGAUACUCUCUUUGGUUCUGCGAUUACAAGUACCAAGAUGAGAACACAGUUUCCUUUGUGACUUUGAACAAGGUGAGUGGCUUUCUGCAGCGAAUGGAUUUGGCCCGCAAAUAUGCCUUUGGGAAGAUGUUGAUCAUUGGUUCUGAGCCCCCAUUCAAGGUGAAGGGAUUGUGGCUUUUCCGCGGUAAAGAAAUUCCUCAGUUUGUUCUUGACGAAUGUUAUGACAUGGAGCUCUAUGAGUGGACCAAGGUCGAUCUCAAUGAUGAAUCUCAAAAGGAGCGUGUCAACCAGAUGAUUGAAGACGCAGAGCCUUUUGAGGGUGAGGCUCUGCUCGACGCCAAGUGCUUCAAAUGA
Molecule: messenger RNA, 1158 nt
Organism: Fraxinus pennsylvanica
Lineage: Eukaryota; Viridiplantae; Streptophyta; Magnoliopsida; Lamiales; Oleaceae
Source: the annotation of a GenBank genome assembly